ACCAGUAAAGGGUUUGGAGUCGGAGAAAGAGGUCGACUUACGGGACUACUUCAUCGUGUUUUUUCCGCCUAUUAAAGCAGUUUGAGUGAGUCUUAGGGGGAACAGUUUGCUUUUUGAUGCCAUAUUUGAGCGAGAGCUAGGAUAAGGGCAGGAAUGGCAGACAUACGCAAAAAACUUGUCGUGGUGGGGGACGGCGCAUGUGGGAAGACAUGUCUACUGAUCGUGUUCAGCAAAGACGAGUUCCCCGAGGUGUAUGUUCCCACAGUGUUUGAGACAUAUGUGGCGGACAUUGAAGUAGACAAUAAGCAAGUCCAGCUGGCAUUGUGGGACACAGCUGGACAGGAGGACUACGACAGGCUGCGCCCUCUUUCCUACCCGGACACUGAUGUCAUUCUGAUGUGUUUCUCCGUGGACAGCCCGGACUCGCUGGAAAACAUCCCCGAAAAGUGGGUUCCUGAAGUUAAACAUUUCUGUCCAAAUGUGCCAAUUAUUCUGGUGGCUAACAAGAAAGAUCUGCGCAACGACGAGAACGUAAAGAACGAGCUGUCCCGAUUGAAGCUGGAGCCAGUGAAGGCAGAGGAUGGCCGGGCCAUGGCCAUGCGCAUUGGCGCAUAUGACUAUUUGGAGUGCUCUGCCAAAACCAAGGAGGGGAUCUGGGAGGUAUUCGAGACUGCUACACGGGCAGCCUUGCAAAAAAGAACCACACCUUCCCAAGGCUGCCUCAAAUGCUGUGUUUUGAUGUGAAUCGACGCUUUCGGGAAACGCGCUUGACGCGCAGGCGAGACGUUUCUCCUGCUGGGGAGCUGUGUCUGAACAUGUAUGGGCAGUAACCAUGGUUUGGAGACUCCCUUACAAUCAGACGACCCAGGCUGAACCAAAACCAAUGACUAAAUACAAGCUGUUUGAACACACUGGAUCAUCAUUCGAUGUCUGGGUGCGUGUGUUUGUGUGAAAUGCACUGGUUACAGCAUGUUCUUUGUGGGUCACAUGGUGCCAGUCUGACAGGUGGAGGGGUAAAAAAGGACAAAGGCUACAUUUCAGUGGAAGCCUUAUUUACCCACUUCUGAUGUGGACAUGGCCUUUGUAAAGGACUGCUUUCAAGCCAAGAUUUCAAAUACUCACUUUUUUGUGUUUCAAGUGUUUGCAGAGGCCACUGCCUCACUGCCAAGGUUAUACUUUUGUGAUAAGCAAAGCAGUAAAACACAUUGCACUCGUUAUUUAUGUCCACUUUGUAUUGUUAAAUGAGUACGUUUGGGAAAUUGCACAGCACCUGAGCACUAGUUAUUCACACAAAGUAUUAUGAGAAAAAAAUGAGCUUAAGUUCACGAUUUUGUUGAUUUGAAUCACAUCACAGAAACAUGUUUUGACCUCACAGUUAUUGUGUAUCUGUUUGAAUGCAACAAGAUGGUAAUCCAAGAGACUUAACAGUCUGCCAGUCUCCUAAAGGGCUUUUACCAUAUUUUUUGGUGCAGUUUACAAGUUUUCAAGUUGUUUUGCUCCAGUAUAGUGCAGAAACAGAAAUAUCUAAGUUUGUAAGCAUGCUUUUAUGCUUAUCACUGGCUGCAGUGGGAGAAGAAAGCUGCUUCUGGCCUUUAAAUUUAUGGCAAAAUAAUUGACUAAAAAGAAGCAUGUAAAUAGUGCAGCCAGGGAUUUUUAGCUAUCAUUUUACUACAGUUACAACACACACAUUUCAAACACACGAUAUUCUUCAUAAUCAUUCAAAUUUAGACCUUUUCUUUUUAAUUUCAGUAAUGUGGUUCAUAUUCUAGUGAGGAGACUGAGCAUGUGUGAGGGCCCGAGCAUGUGAGUGUUCGCUCAGUGAAACACAUUUUCUAAGAAAGUGUUAUGAAAAGGAAGAGUGGGGCUUUGUCAGUGCUCUGUGAGCCAGUUGCACACACUUGUAUGGGAUAAAGCCAUCUGAUGGCAAGUAAAAUGUCAAUGUUGUGUUUAUAAGCCCAUUUUUAUUACAAUCUUAAAAGGGUUUGACUGAAAUGGUAGGCGACACUAAAUGUAAGAUAUUUUUUUCUGACACUGCAACAUGUUUAAUCGAAUUGUGAUUUGUUUGAGACAAAUACUACACCUGAUGUCUUCCAUUAUGACUGUGAAUGUACCUCAAAUUUUGUCAAAAACGUUGAAGCUUUGAAGUGCACUACAGCAAUCAAUGUAUUUCAGCAUAUUUUUCAUACUUGUGAAAUAAAUUCUGCUCAUGUUCGAUCUGUUUCUCCACUAAAGUUGUUGUUUUAACGACCCGGUACUCAGCGGUGGGAAUGAUAGCUUUAAUGACAGCUAUGAACAUCGAUUACAGAGACUGUUACUACACUGGGAAUCCAGGGGGAAACCAAAGUGGAUCCUGGUUAUUCUGUUAGUUAAUGAUAAUUGGAAAAAAAAAUCUAGAAAGUCAAAUUAACUUGUAUAUUUACUUUUCUCCAGUACUACAUCACUAAUGUAAAGCUGAAUCAGAGUUUAAAGAAUAUCUUUUCUAAAUUCAGCUAGAGUUACAACAGCGUAAAAAGUCACAUUCCUCCCUGACUGCUGUUGCUGAGCUUUUUGCUGACUUACAGCACAGGAAUGCAUUGUGCUGGACUGGUUAAUUUUCCCACACUGGCCCCCCUCAUGUGCCUCUGAUUUCUAAAGUUAUAUGUUUUUAUUUCCCGACAGCGCAGCAGAGUUUCCAUUAAACUGGAAAUUUAAACUCUGAGAGAAGAUAAACAACAGACAAUGUGCCAAAUGUAUUUUUUCUGUUAUGGGUUUUUCAGAUGAUGGUCACAUUAAUUAAGGGACGUAAUCAGAAGUUUGAAGGGUAGAAUGGAAACAAUGGGAAUAUUUGUGAGGAAAAGUGAUGCAGAAUGUAAGGGAAAAGGCGGUACUGUUUUGGGAAAAUCAAUAAAGAAAUGAUGUGUUGCCAAAUCUA
This is a messenger RNA of Cheilinus undulatus (humphead wrasse), 2911 nucleotides long. RefSeq names its product rho-related GTP-binding protein RhoB. Gene Ontology annotation, molecular function: GTPase activity; GTP binding. Gene Ontology annotation, biological process: small GTPase-mediated signal transduction. The record is from RefSeq and is a predicted model, not a curated record. The transcript has a single exon. Bases 154 to 744 code for a protein of 196 amino acids. NCBI's taxonomy places the organism in Eukaryota, Metazoa, Chordata, Actinopteri, Labriformes, Labridae.